Messenger RNA from Rotaria sordida, 975 nucleotides. Lineage: Eukaryota; Metazoa; Rotifera; Eurotatoria; Philodinida; Philodinidae. The record is from the annotation of a GenBank genome assembly.
AUGCCUAAUUUAUGCAAUUUGACAGUUCAAACAAUUAACGAUAUUUCUGUUGAUGGACGCCAAUGGGAACAAAUUAUUCGUAGUCAUUUAAUCAAACUCAAACGAUUUCGACUAAAAUUAACAAGAAAGCUUGUGAACAAUGAAAAUUGGCAACAAUAUGUCGAUGAACUUAUUAGUUCAUUUCAAAGUCGAUUUUGGCUUGAAGAACGUCGUUGGUUUGUUCAAUGUGAUUGGGAUCCUGAUGUUGCUGCAAUUUAUCUAUACACUUUGCCUUAUGCUUUUGAUCGUUUUACAGCACAUUUUCCUCUCAUAUUCAAAUCGACUUGUCCUCAUAAUAAAUGUCAUUGUUCCUAUGAUCGUGUACAUCGACUUAAAUACAUAUCUUCUCUAUCUGAAGACUUCAAUCAGUGUCAUAUUAGCUUUUCUAACGUUCAAGAUCUUACUAUUUAUCUUCCUAUCAAUGAUUAUUUGUGGAUGAUCGUUCCAAAUUUCCAUCAAUUGACCUCACUUUGUGUGGCAUGGUAUAAUUAUGAUAAAGAUUUUCCAAGUCAAUUACAAUUACUGCUUGAUCGAGCAACUCGUCUCUAUUCGCUAAGCAUGGAAACAUGGCGAUCGUACCCUACACAAAUGGCACCAUUCGAAAUUACCCAUGCUUCAAUUCGAAGACUCGAUUUUUACAACUAUCAUUAUCAUUAUAAUAAUGAAGAAUGUACCAUAUUGAGUCACUCACCAUUAGGAAUGCAGUGUGAAGUACUUCGUAUCUCGGUUGACAAUCGAACAUGUAUAUUGGAUCUUGUUAACAAAAUGGCUAAUCUUCAUCAAUUGAUAGUUCAGUGUCGAGAUGACAAGCAUACGGAACAAUUAACAGCGAGUUCAGAUGAACUCGUCGAAUGGCUGCAACAUCAAUUACCAUCGACAUAUUUGAUCACAAGAAACAUUCGUUUAGCAAAUGAAAUUCACUUGUGGGUUUCUUAA